Messenger RNA from Talaromyces rugulosus, 2499 nucleotides. RefSeq lists its product as uncharacterized. Bases 1 to 2499 code for a protein of 832 amino acids. Lineage: Eukaryota; Fungi; Ascomycota; Eurotiomycetes; Eurotiales; Trichocomaceae. The record is from RefSeq and is a predicted model, not a curated record. Gene Ontology annotation, cellular component: cytoplasmic stress granule; cytosol. The transcript is spliced from 3 exons. Gene Ontology annotation, molecular function: RNA binding. Gene Ontology annotation, biological process: positive regulation of translation.
AUGGCAGCUACGGCUAGCAAGACAGAAAUGCCGACCUUCUCCUACGCACAGGCAGCAAAGGGGUUGGCGGCGCCAAAUACCUCGCAGCAAUCGGCCCAACUCCCUACCGACCAAGUCACCGAGACUUCGCCAGAGGAUGAAUCGAGUAAAGAUUCACAGACCUCGGACACGAUUGUCGCAGAAACAUCCGGAGAUUCUGAGAAACCAGAGUCUGUUGUUGACCACGAGUCCAAGUCGACAACAACCGGCUCUUCCAAGAAUGUUGUUUCCAACACCUCAUCUCCUAGCAUAGGAACCGCGUCGACGUCGACGUUGGCUAAAGAGGACGACAUCCCGGCCAUCCCGAAUGGAACUUCAGAUUCGACCUGGGACAAACAAUCGCAGACGUCAAACCCGACCGACAAGGCAGCCAGUGUAUCCGAGAGCAAGGAUGGUUCUACAAAGUCGGAGAAGGCUGCACAGAAGGAACUCAAAGCAGCCCCGAUUCCUACGGUCAACAUAUGGCAGCAGCGAAAGGAGGCACAAGAUGCCAAGGCCAAAGCCAAUGCUGCUGUGCUGAAAUCGACAGCACCAACCAACAAGACGACCAGCUCGAAGCUGGUUCCACAGACCAACGGAGACUACUCGGAUUCUACAAAGACCGCAAACAAGAAGAAAGCCGCUAACGAUAGUCAAGCGGAUGCUUCAGCCUCGCUGGGAAAAGACCGCAAGCGAACUGAAACCAGAAAACCACAUGAUGAAGGAUCCAAGAAGUCGGGUAAUCGCACCGCUCGUCCGAACGAUGAGGCCUCCCUCCCACCAGUUGCUGAUUCAACUGCUUGGCCUACCCCCCAGACAGCCCUCGGCGAUGAAAAACGAAAGGGUGUGGAAAAGGGUGACAAAGCUGAGAAGAUUGAGAAAACUGCUUCCACCCGUGGCAAGGAGAAAUGGACUCCUGUUCAUUACGUCCCGACCGCUGUUUUCAACACUCCUCUGCCUACUGGCGCUCGACGAGGUGGUCGACCUUCUCGUGGUGGCCGAGACGGUGGCCGAGGUGGUGCUCAUACUUCGAAUAACAACGCAACAGCCGAUCCCAAGACGGCCGCGGCACAGACCGGUCAGCCACUUGUCAAGAAUGCCAACGUACCAGAGCGAGCGCGAAAUGAAUCCAACGCCUCCCGAGCCAAUUCUUUGCCCGCCCAAGGUCGGAAGCCCGCCAACACAGAAGCCAAUGCGCAACCAGAGCAGAAGCGCCCUCAAAAUACCGUGGAUCGCCCACGUGUAGACACUCGCCAGAAGGCCUCCGAGGAUGCCCACCCUACGCCGAAUGGUACUUCCCACUCAGCUGAUGCGACCCCUAAGCCUCAUCGCGAAAACCGACUGGCUAAAGCCCCCGAAUUCACGCCGUCGCAAAAUUCUCGACCAGGAAAUGCGCCGUCUGAGGGUCAGGCAGCCCGCCACCCCAACGAACGUCGAUUCGAUGGUCCAGUCCGAUCCGGAGACGCUUCUCGUGAGGCUAAUGGCUUCGUUCCACGCGAGCGAGAGCACCGAGAAUUCAACCGCGAUAAAGGCGAUUAUCAGCGAGAACACCCCAAGGAACGGGGCGAUUCGCGACCUGAACGAGGUCGCGGUGGAUACCGAGGCCGAGGAGGACAUUCGUAUGGUGCAGGCUCUCAAAACCAGCAUUUCCAAAACUCACAGCACCAAUUUGUCCCACCCAACAAGUCGUUUGGGUCCAACGAUCGUUCGCGCCCGCAGCAACAAAACUUCCAGAAUGGAGCGCAACCACAGCACGCAAACCAUCGACUGCCAUUGCGAUCACCUUCCGCACCGAACUCGGCUGGAGUGUACGGUUCCUUUCCUCUUCAAGAAAUCAACACUGUAUACCCUAGCUAUCAAAACGUGCCUUCUGGCCCAAUGACUGCGGUACCGUUCCAGCCCUACACGGAGCCAUUUGGCUUAAUGUCAUUGAUUCAACUGCAGCUGGAAUACUAUUUCUCGGUGGAUAAUCUCUGCAAGGAUUUGUAUCUCCGUAAACACAUGGACUCGCAAGGUUUCGUGCGCUUGGCCUUCAUUGCCAGCUUCAAACGGAUCAAGUACCUCACUGAAGACUACGAACUGCUGCGUCACUCCUCCCGCCAACUGAAGAACGCCGAUUACCAGUUUAGCGAGGAUGGACAGGAUCGUUUGCGCCCCAAGGACAAGUGGGAGCAAUGGGUGCUUCCUCUUGACCAACGUGAUCCAUCUGCUCAGAACGACGGAUAUCUGCCUGCCCAGUUCCACCCAGAGGCAAAUCAACACGUUGAAAACAUGGCCGCGCCUUUGACAAAUGGAUUCGGUCAUCACGGCGCACACACUCCUCCGAAUGGAAUUCCCAAUGGCAACCAUGAUUAUGCCGCUUCUCGCACGACAUUGUCUACGAAUGCCCCAGAAUUCACGCCGUUCGUGCCGGGUGUUCCUCAAAAUGAGAUAUUCAAUGUAGGUCGCUUCCCUAUAGGAACCCACACAGCCCGUGUUUAA